This is a messenger RNA of Entamoeba invadens IP1, 3594 nucleotides long. Its product is annotated as protein kinase domain containing protein. Gene Ontology annotation, molecular function: ATP binding; protein kinase activity. Gene Ontology annotation, biological process: protein phosphorylation. Lineage: Eukaryota; Evosea; Mastigamoebida; Endamoebidae. The annotation marks the transcript as partial. The record is from RefSeq and is a predicted model, not a curated record. The transcript has a single exon.
AACAAUUUCAAUAUUAAAGAAAUCAUAUCCACUAAUCAAAUUAGCGCAAAAGGAACUCCACUUUUUAUUACCAAACCAAGUCAAAUGCAACUCAGUGUUGAUGUAAGUGAUUAUAAUGAUGUAUUGAAUUAUGUGUAUCCUGUCAUGUUCACUUAUAAUAGAACAGUUAUUAAUAAGAAUCUGAAAUGCGACGGACAAGUAAUUUUCAUGGGAAAUUCGCAAUAUUCAGAUUGCCAAAAAUAUGGAUGUGGAGAACAUGUAUGUUACUACUCAAAUGUAUUCUAUCAAAGGAAUUUUCCUUCUUUAGUUGAUUACAGCUGCCCUCCAAGUAAAAACAAUGAAGGUGUGAAAAGUUCGAUUUAUGUGACGUCGAGUGGAGCAAUACUAAAAAUGACUAAAAGUGUUGAUGAAAUUAUUUUGAUGGCUUCUUCAACAAUAAACACACCAGUUGGAACUUUUGUUUUGAGAAGUGAAAAAAGUAAUUAUGUAGCUAUAUUCACAAAUACCAAUAAAAAUGUUAUAUCGAUAAAUGAUACAAGUACUUCUUUUAAAAUUACAGCGAGUGGAGAUUGUGUUGUUAUAACACAAAAAUUGGGAAUUACAGAAUCAAGCGAUACACAAAUUUACAUUGAAAACAAUGGAAUGUGUGACGCGUUUUAUUUUAACAAAAAUAAAAAGUGCAUUCAAUGCAAAACCGGGAAAUUAUUUGGAAAUACAUGUUAUGAUUUGUCUUCUGUUUCAAAUUGUAAAAAAUCGAACAAAAAUUUUGGGUGCGAAGAUUGUGAAAAUGGAUAUGGCAAUUCGAUAUAUUCUUGUAACAGUUGUGGUUCCAAUUGUAAUCGGUGCGUGUCAAAUACCUUACAAAAUUCAUUUACAUGUAUUGAAUGUGAAAAUGGUUAUUAUUUGAAAAAUAGGGAAUGUGAAACGUAUGACAACACUAACACUAAACUAUUCUCAUUGAAUUAUACAAUAUUAUGUCAUAGUGGAUAUUACUCUACUGUAACGAGUUGUGAAAAGUGUAUCGAUAAUAAUUGUGAUGUAUGUGUUGAAACUGGCAUGAGGUGUGUUAUAUGUAACACCAAAUAUUAUUUAGAAAACGGGAAAUGUAUACCAUACAAAGAAGGCACUUUAUAUUCACAAGAUUUCGUAACAUGUGAAAAGGGGUAUUACGUGAAUAUAAUUCAAAAUAAAGAAACAAAGUGUACUAAAUGUUCAGAAACGUAUGGUGAAAAUUGUGAAACAUGUAAUUCAAAAAGAUGUUCAAAAUGCACAAAAGGUGUUUUAGAUUCAAAUGGUUAUUGUACAUUAAACAGUGGGUGUGAGAUUAUUGAAAAUGGUAUGUGUGUCAGAUGUCAAACUCAAUUGAACACACAAUAUUUUAAUGGUGCUAAAUGUGUGUUAUGUGAUAAAAGUGUGAAUUGUACAAAAUGUGAAUUUAAUAAAUGUGUAGAAUGUUCAGAAAAUAGUUAUUUGUACGACGGCGAGUGUCACUCUACUAUCAAUAAGAAUUGUGAAAUUAUUAGUACAACAAACAACUUCUGUUUAAGUUGUCCAAAUGGGUUUUAUUUAAACAGCCAAAAGACGUGUAUGAGUUGUGGCAAUAAUUGUAGUGUUUGUUCUUUAGAAAGUGUAUCGAGUACACUCUCUUUUAAAUUGGAUGACGCAUCUGCUACACAAAAUGAUUCGACUUUGGUUUGUAAAUUGUGUAAAGGUGGGUAUGCUUUUAAAGAAAACACAAGUAUAUGUCUUGAUUCAAAAGAAAUAACUAAAAACUGUAAAAAUGCAAUUCCAGGAACAUCUUCAAGUGGCUGUGCCGUAUGUAUGGAUGGGUAUUAUAGAGAUAAUGUCAUUUGUAAACCAUGUAUUUCCAAUUGUGAAUUUUGUAACACCCAUUCAACGUGUUUAAAAUGUGCAUCAGAGUAUUUCUUGUUAACUAAUUCGACAAAGUGUAUUCCUUAUUCAGAAAAUGCCAAUUGUAAGAAGGUAUUGCAAUAUGGGUGUGACAGGUGUAAUGAUGGCUUUUUCGUUGACAAACAAUUUUGUACUUCCUGUGACUCAAUAACACCUUUUUGUGUAAAUUGUAAUACACACAGUGGUCAAUGCACUUCAUGUGUAUCCAGUUACAUUUUAUCAGGACAGUCUUGUGUUUUAUUUUCAACAAUUGAACAUUGUAAAAAAGAACAUAAUUCCAAAUGCUCCAAAUGUUCUUUUUGGUACAUUCCAAGUGAAGAUGGAGAUCAUUGUGAUACACAUGCAGUUUGGUGGUUUAUAUUAAUAUGGGUACUUUUUGUCAUUAUAGUAGUGAUUAUAAUUACUCUCAUCAUUUGUUUCUCUGUGAAGUAUAUUAUGCAAUAUAUGAAACUUGAAGAACAGCGCAAGAAAACAGCUAUCUUUGAUAUGGACAAAUCAAACAUCAGUUUUAUGAAACUCGGCACUUCUCGUGUUAUGGUAAAUAAGCACCAAAUUGAACUUUUAGGAGACGACAAAAUUGAGAUUCCAGUCACAGAAGAAAGUCGCGAAUUGAUAUGUAUUGGAAAUGGUGAUAAAACUGCCAUUAAAGUACAAUUCAGUUUCAAAGAGAAGAGUGACAAAUACACCAUUCGAACCACACCUGAGUUAUUUGUAAUUCCAUCUGGUAAAGCAGCUGAAUUUGAAAUUUUUGUGACUCCACUUUGUACAUGUACUGUAACAGACAAAUUGGUUUUAGUAUCCGUUAACAUGAAAAAAGGUACUCCUGAGAUGAAUGAAAUUCCAAUACGAUUUCAAACAGUCAUUUCAUCACGACUUGAUUAUGAAGAAGUUGCAGAAGAAAAGAAAAUUGGCGAAGGAUCAUUUGGAGUUGUCUACAAAGGGACUUAUAGAAAGAAUAUUGUUGCUAUUAAAAAAAUGAAGAAUGAAGGAUGUACAAAACAACAAAUUGAAGAAUUUGAAAAAGAAGUGAAUAUGCUAGAAAAGUUCAGAAGUGAUUAUAUCGUCCAUUUCUAUGGUGCAGUAUUUGUGCCAAAGAGAAUAUGUCUUGUCACUGAAUUUGCAGACUUUGGAAGUUUACAAGACUUAAUGAAUCACAAAAAGAGUGAAGAAAUUGAGAUGAACUUACGUAUUAAAUACAUGUUAGACGCAUCUAAAGCCAUAUUCUAUUUACAUGAAAAUGGGAUCUUACACAGAGACAUCAAACCAGACAACAUUCUAAUCUUUUCAUUUGAUUUGAACGUAAAAGCAAAUGCUAAAUUGACUGAUUUUGGUUCAAGUCGAAACGUCAAUUUAUUAUUGACUAACAUGACUUUCACUAAAGGGAUUGGAACACCAAAAUAUAUGGCGCCUGAAACACUCAACUCAAUGAAGUACAAAAGACCUGCAGAUAUCUAUUCUUUUGCCAUCACAAUGUAUGAAUGCUUUAUUUGGGGUGUUGCGUACCCAAAAAAUGAAUUCAAAUACUCGUGGAAUAUAGUCAAUUUUGUGGCCUCUGGAAAACGACGACAAAAGCCAGAUUUUGUCACUGAUAACCAAUUUGAGAUUAUCACAGAGUGUUGGAAACAACAACCUGCAGACCGACCGCCCAUCGAGGAUGUUGUUGAAAAGUUAGAGAAACUAUAA